AGCCACACAUCAAGCAAUGAUAUACACAGUCACAAACUAAAUGCUUGAGUCCAUCAUAAUAAAUCCUGAAAACUUUUACAAUUCACCACUUUGGCUGAAAGUGAUUCAGAAAUUUCUUAUUAGUAGUAACAGUCAUUUUACCAUGAGAUGUAAAUGUAAACUUAGUAUUAUUAUUAUUAUUAUUAUUAUUAUUAUUAUUAUUAUUAUUAUUACUACUACUAACCCAGUAUGAAUAUUUGCUGCUUUUAAAACAGAGUAUUAACAUCUUAACAUCCAUUUCAACACCCAUGCAUCUAGUAAGUAGUAGUAGUAAUAAUAAUAAUAAUAAUAAUAACAAUAAUAAUAAUAAUAAUAGUCAAGUCUUGUGGGUUUUACUGUAAUUCCUCUAUAUAGCUUGUAUACACUGGAAUGAAGUGUAUACAACACAUAACAGUACACAAGACUACAAAAAGUUCAAAUAAACAGUGUGAGACAAUUGCAGGACAAUAAAUACACAGAACAACACACACACAGGACAACAGAACAGUGCUGUGUGGGAAAGCUAUUGCACAAUGGACUGUAAACUAUUGUGUAGUGUAGCAGCAAUAAUAAUAAUAAUAAUAACAACAUAAAAUGCCUUCUCGAGUACUCAUCAACACUGCUUUAUCCUGGUCAGGGUUGUGGUAGAUCCAGAGUCUAUCUCAGGACACUGAGUGUGAAGCAGGAAUAUAUCAGGGCAUCAUACACAUCCAUUCAUACACAUAUUCACCCCUAGGGGCAAUUUAGAGUUGCCAGUCCACCAACCGGCAUGUUUCUGAUCCAUCUAAUUACCCAGAAACAUCAGACACAGACAUAAGAUUUAUUUUUCACCCACAUUGAAGUCAGCAUUGAAGAGAUAUAUAUGUUUCUUCAUUUCUGCAGCUAAAGAACGGAGCAACUGCAAUCUGUUCAGCUGAACUUUUGGUUCAAAAGGAUUUAAUUACAUUGAAUUCAAAGUCAAAGUAAAGAUCAGUUUGGAAUGAAAAAUAACACAAAAGUCUAAAAGCAUGAUAAAAAAAAUAUACAGUAACUAAUAAUAUUAACUCAGUAAUUAAAUAUAUAACCACAGAGCCUCAUAUAGUUUGGCUGAUUGACAGAUGUAAUAACGUUCAAUUUAACACCUCAAUUCUUUCAUUUAUUGUGUAAGAAAAGUCUUUUGAAAGAAUUUUUUUCUAGUCAUUUUUUUCUGUUCUUUCAGUUAAUAAUUGAUGGAGCUGUUCUGCAGAAUAACACUCUCUUUCCUCAUAAAGCAUCUUCAUCACAUAUCCUGAUGUAAUACAUAUUCUUAACUAGAUAUUUUUACUCUAAAGAAUUUAUCCUCUUAGGGUCUUUCACAUUUCCACUCCAGUAACUACACGGAAAAGCAUGCAAAGUGAUGAAGCUGCUAUUAUAGCUAUUAUAUAAUGAAAGUAAAGACUGCACGUGUGGUUCUUGAGUUUAAAGAGCUUUCUGUAAGUGAUAAAGCUGCCUCAGAGCCAUGCAGGAUCACGAGAAUGUUUUAUGCUCAGAGUCACGGCUUUGGAGACGAAAUGUAACUUUGAUCCUCCUCCCACUCGGAGUGACACAUUGAUGAGCGGCUGUGUGCGAGUGUGUGUGUGAGAGAGAGAAUGUUUUAAAAAAUGAAGGAGCUAGAAGUGGGCGUGUCAGAAGGAGAGGGGGGGUAUAGAGGGAUAAAGUCAGAGAAAGCAAGAGGAAAGGGAAGCAGAGAGAGAGAGAGAGAGAGAGAGAGAGAGAGAGAGAGUUGGUCUGAUUUGUUUGGUGAUCAGAGCCAAUAGAAAUCCUGCGGUUUGAUAAGAUCCACAUGCGGGUGACGGAGAAGAGCCAGAAACAAGAGUUCAAACACAGCGGGGAGAGAGAGAGAGAGACAGAGAGAGAGAGAGACAGAGGGGAGAAGAGUGACUCAGAGAGACAGAUAGAAAAGCUCCAUCCUACUGAGCAGGACAGAAAGCGUGCAGAACAACACUUGUGAAGUUCUCCUCAAACUUCUGGAGACACAGAGGCAUCACUUCAGUGACGCGUUCUGAUCCUGACAAAUCCUCCUUCUUCCAUGGGCAUCAGAGCAGCCUUCAGUCCACGACCCACCAAUACACCAGCACUCUCUCCCUAACCACUGCCGGAAUACACACACACACACGCACACACACACACACGCACGCUGAGAACUGGACCACUGCAGACGAGAGGAUGUGCUGUAAGCUGCUGUUUUGGGUUCUCCUGGCCGGUGUGCUGUGUGCUGCGUCUGAGAGUCGCAAGAAUCGCCCACAAGGCUCAAUCCCAUCACCGUACAAAACCAGCUCGAACACAUCUGAUCGCCGUGGCCGGAAACAGGAAGUGCUGGCCUCCAGUCAGGAAGCCCUGGUGGUGACGGAGAGGAAGUACCUGAAGAGCGACUGGUGCAAGACGCAGCCUCUGCGGCAAACCGUGAACCACGAGGGCUGCCUGAGCCGCACGGUAAUCAACCGCUUCUGCUACGGCCAGUGCAACUCCUUCUACAUCCCACGGCACGUGAAGAAGGAGCAGGAAUCAUUCCAGUCGUGCGCCUUUUGCCGGCCGCACCGCUUCACUACGCUCACUGUGGAGCUGGACUGCCCUGACCUGCAGCCACCCUUCCGGCACCGGAAGAUCCAACGGGUCAAACAGUGCCGGUGUAUUUCUGUUAACGUGGCUGAAUCUGGGAAACAGUAAAGCUUAAAGACUAUGGCAGCCUGUCUGGGAUGUUGGACAAAAGAAAUAUAUAAAAUAUAUAUAUGACAAACUUUUUUGUAGAAUUUGGUACCUAAUAUAGGCAGAGUCAAAAGCUGCUAAUAUUUUUGAGAUGUCUGGAGCUGUCCAUAUAAUAGGACCGCUUUUAUUGGUGUAGUUCUUGUCAUGUGUUUUUUUCUUUUGUGUUUGCAUCUAAAGUUUGCAUCUCAAGACUGAUGCUUUCUAAAAUGACAAAAAGACUUGCUGAAGGAGAAGAACAGAACAACACCUUUCUCUAAUGCUGCCUAUAACCACCUGGCCUGUACAUUGUUGGACAGAAAUGCCACCCAUUGGAGAAAAAAAAGCUGCUGAAAAGUAAAGCGCAGUGUCUGAGUUGCAUUUGGAUCUUGUCCUAAUCUGAUCACUCUGCAGCAUCAGACACUAUGUACAAUGCAGAUAUAGCAAACUUUCUUUGCCAGUGUUUUGAGGGAAAUGAGGUGGUGUAGCUGCUGGACUGUCAGUAACAGGACAGGUGGGGACAGAGACUUGAAUUGGCCAAUGAUGCUGCUUGCAGUUACUUCAAAUUAUGCCUUAUUCAAUGAAUAUAACAUGUAUUACUAGACCGAGUUAUAAUAGAGAUUAUAUAUGAUGAUGCUACACUAAAAUGUAUAUAUCUAGAGAAAGAAAUGACCUCUAUAUUAAAAUCUAUUUCAAGUAGAAUUCUGUUUUCGCUUUGUCUUAGAAAAGCCUGGCCAUCAUUAUAUUUCUACACACAUUCACCUUUAUAUUAUUUAGAAAACUGUUCAACCGUGAGGUCAGCUUUAAUCCAUCAAGUAAUGUUAAAUUAACUGACACCUGUAUUAAUCAUUUGUUUCAAUGCUGAUUAAUGAACACCUGCAUUAUUGUUUAUCCUAUGGCAAUGAAAAAUAUGAAUUAAUUUAUACAUUAAAUUGCAGUUGGUUCAUUAGCUGUAUUCAUAACCAAGGUUAAACUGUGCGUUUCUACAGUGACCCAAGUUCAGCUGGUUUUCAGCAUUUAGUAAAAUUGUGAUUUAUUCUUUUCAGGCAAUGAUUGAAUUGGUAGGUAGUUCUGACAGGAAUUCAAUAUUUACUGAAUAUUUACACAAUCAUUAAUAUAUACAAGAGUUAACUACUUUGAUAUUAUUUAUGAUUUAUUAACAGAAACUAGUAAAAAUUUAGUUAAAGGAAUUUUGUGACAUAUUGCCAGUUUUUCCAUGUUAUUUAUACAUGUUGAGUAAUAUUUUAGAGCUGGGGUGUCUAAUCUUAUCCACAAAGGCCCAGUGUGGGUGCAGCUUUUC
Pangasianodon hypophthalmus (striped catfish) is the source of this 4018-nucleotide messenger RNA. RefSeq names its product gremlin 2, DAN family BMP antagonist b (gene grem2b). Gene Ontology annotation, biological process: animal organ morphogenesis. The coding region runs from base 2203 to 2703 and encodes 166 amino acids. The transcript is spliced from 2 exons. Lineage: Eukaryota; Metazoa; Chordata; Actinopteri; Siluriformes; Pangasiidae. The record is from RefSeq and is a predicted model, not a curated record. Gene Ontology annotation, molecular function: BMP binding; receptor ligand activity.